AUGGUGUGGUACCUUAAUCAGAGGAGGAUCGGACGGAGAGCUACUUGUUCACCUUUGCCCCGUAGGUUGCCGAAAGGCCAACAUGAGUCAGGACCUUCUGCAUGGAAGCGCGGUUGUAACCCUAGAUCCAGAAGCCCUUUGGGCCCACAACGUGGCAGAUCAGAGAGCUUCUUCCCCAACUAUGAGCGGGGGCCUACACGAGGAUCUCGAACGCAUCGCAAGGGAGAGAACGGAAGCCCCCCGACAAGAGAGAGGAGUCCCAUUGCCCGCCGAAGGCGAUGCACAGAAGGAGCGAAAGACAGGAGACAAAACAUUCCAGGGCAGCCCCUUGGACCCACGCCUCAGUUUGAAGAAGUUUUUGAGACGCGGAAAGAAGAAGAAAAAAUCCAAAAAGCGAGGAAGCAGGUCCAGAAGGAAGGAGGAGAGCAGCGAAAACAGCAGCAGCAGCCGCAGCGACAGCAGCAGCCGGAGUAUAGACUCCCAGGACAGUGGACAUCCAUUUCGGGAGAGUCAUCGGGUUCAUCGGCUAUCGAAGAAGAUUCCAGGUGCUUUGACUCGCCAUGCCCUAGACGAGAUAAGCCGACUCUUGGUAGAAGCCCUUGGAGACGAGAAGUCCGAACAUGUGAGGCCCCUUUUCCUGAAGUAUUGCCGUCUUCACCUUUUUGCCAAGAACAUCUCACCAGGACAGAAGAGAGAGGUAUUGACCUUGGUUCACGGGCUAGACCGGCUAGUUCAGAGGGAUCUCUUGGGUUGCGCGGAUGUGCUGGUACAGAGGUUGAAGGCCAUCGAACUCGUGUUGAACGGAGCGUCAUGGCAGGUGGCACAGAACAUCGAGCUCGUUCCCUUAGACCAAGAAAGGAUCAGCAGCGUAGCCGAGGCACAAGAAGCAACGAGAACAUUCAGAGCCGAUUUCAGGGUUCAGCGGGAUCUCGGAAAAGGUUUCAAGGGGUGGAGCCCGAAAGGAGGAGAGAAAGGGAAAAGCACCAAGGGGAAGGAUGGAGGAAAGGGAGGAAAAGGCAAGGAGGGAGCAGGAGCCCUCCGUACCGAGCCGAUGCGCCCCCAGUGAAUCAUCCUAGCCCCGGCUCUCCUCUUCCUAGGAGGGUAGGGGUUGGGAUAUCGGAGGCCGGUUCUGGAGGAAAGGUUUCGCAGAGCAGCAGCGGUGGUGGCCAACAGUCGUUGAGCCUUGAGGUUGGUUUCACUUCAGAUUUGAUGGGACGUUAUCUUUUGGAGCAAGUGCUAGGCAGAAGUUCGUCCAGUACCUUUGGCUGUUGGGCAGUUAAAUCCUGCGAGAGGCUAGAAGGUUUGAUGGCUGAGGGUUUGUCUCGAAAAGUGGAUAUUUUCCCUCUGCCCCUGCCUAUGCACCCAGCUCGAGCCCUCGAACAACAAGAAUGCCAGUCUGACGAUCUUUGGUUGGUUUUCUUGGUGCUUAGUCUUAAUUAUAUGCAUGGAGGUCAGCAUGCUCAGAUGAGUAUAGGGCCUGGUACAGAUACACAACGCGGUAUUCUGGAGUAUCUUCGGGGUCGGAUUCAAGGUUUCACAACGCGAAGUUUCCGUAUAGAGCCCAUUGAUUGGAAACAGUUUUUUCAAAUUCGUGGUAUCAGUUAUUCUGGGGAGGAGGUGAAGGUAGCAAAGUGGACCAGCUGGGAGAACGUGGAGCCUGCUCUUCCCUUCGGGCAUAUUGGGUCUAUUUCAGCGGUGGAUUUGGCCGAUGGGGGUGUUCGUGAACUUCUCUUGGACCCACAAAGAUUCUUGAAGCCAGGUUUCGGAAUGGAGGGUAUUAAGUCAUCAAAGGUUAUGGUUCGGGAUGAGGAUUGGACUGAAUUGGCUUUGGGAUUGGUCCGUUACAACCUUUGUUGUGUGCUACCUGAAAGCGCUCUGUUGCAUUCCAACGGAAAGCCUAUUCAUAACGGACUCUUUGGAGUGGAAAAAGGGGAGCAAGCCAAUGGUCAUGAGAUCCACCGGCUUAUUAUGAAUCUGAUUCCCAUCAAUUCAGCCUCCAUGUCGGUCGAAGGAGACACGGGCACCCUUCCAUUGUUGUCGCAGAUGAACAGUUUGGAGCUUCAUCCUGAUGAGCACUUGGUUGUGUCCAGUGAGGAUCUGCGAUGCAUGUUCUACCUUUUCGCGCUCCCCCAGCAGUGGUUCCCAUUGUUGAGUUUCAACCGUCCGGUUCCGGCGGAGCUGGUCCCGCCACAUGUCGAUGAACCCUGCUAUCUGUGCUCAAAGGUGUUGCCCAUGGGUUACCUCAAUUCGGUGGGAAUCGCGCAACACCUCCACCGCAAUCUCAUAUCCCGAGCUCAAGGGGGUCCAACUCGGUGUGUUGGCAGCGCCGAGGUUCGAAAGGAUAGACCAGCAUCUCUGGCGAAUCCUUUAUGGCGUGUUUAUCUCGACAACUUCGACCUCUUGGAGAAGGAAAACCCCGAGGCGGCAUCCAUCAUCAAGGGGAGUAUCUCACCAGACUUGGAGCCCAUUCUUGAAGAGUAUUUCCGCUGGGGGAUUCCUUUGAACUCAAAGAAAUCUGUGAGGCGCGCCACCUUUGCGGAAAUCCAGGGUGCAGAGGUUGAUGGUUGUGCGGGUAUGGCCAGACCCAAAAGCGACAAAUUACAAAAGUAUGUUGGGGCAACCUUAUCGUUAUUGCGAGUUGGCAAAGCAACCCAAAAGCAGAUGCAGGUGAUCUGUGGUGGUCUCGUCUACUUUGCUAUGUUUCGGCGUCCUCUCAUGAGUUGCCUCAACUAUGUGUGGAAGUUCAUUCACAGCUUUGACCUCACCUCCGACACAGUGUUGAAGAUCCCCACGGGUGUCAUGUCAGAGCUCCUUGUCUUCCUUGGGUUACUCCCCCUAGCCCAUAUGGAUUUCAGGACCUCCGUGAGUACGGUUGUGACGGCGAGCGAUGCGUCAAAUCUCGGAGGAGGUAUAUGCGCCAGCUCUGGAAUUACAUCGUUAGGCGAUGCAGUUGCCUCGGCAGAUUUUCGUGGCGAUUCUUCCAUUGAUGUUCCUGACGGUGGGGUGGUGUGUAUUGGACUCUUCGACGGAAUCUCUGCUAUGAGGGUUGCCCUAGAGGCCAUUCGAACGCGAGUGGUGUUACACGUUUCGGCUGAGAUUGACCCCACUUGCCGCAGGGUUGUGGAGACUCAUUUCCCGGAUGUUAUCCACCAUGACGACGUGGCCUCGAUUGACCAAGACUGCUGCAACACAUGGGCGGCGCAGGCUUCAUCAGCCAAACUAGUUUUGGUUGGUGCUAGCCCCCCUUAUUGCAAAGCGGUGAACUCCGAGGACACGGAGUCUAAGAGCCCCCUACAUGGAUCAGUUCAGACGGUGAUCUCAAUGUUGAGGUCAUCCUUCAGUUGGUGCCCCGUGCACUUCAUCCACGAGUCCUUUUUCACCAUGGAGGAUUUCGAUCGUCAGACACAUACGCGUUCUAGUCAAGUUCUUCCUUACCGAGUUUGUGCCAGUGGUCUCUCCUUAUGCCGUCGCGAGAGGCUUUACUGGUUUGAUUGGGGGCUUCAGUCCGAAGAAGGUGUUGUCCUGCACCCUCCAACCUCCUCUGGACUUUCUGCUUACGGGGAGAUUCGUUUCGAAUGCUCUGUGGAGCCCCUGCAAUUCUUGGAGAAAGGCUGGAGACUCCAUUCCGAUUCCACCCGCCUCCCGGCUUUCACUGUUCCACAGCCUUCAACUACAGGCAGCUCCACCGCAGCUGGCAUUCAUCGUUGCACUCAGGUGGUGAAGGAUCGCUGGGCAUCCGAUCGCUACCGUUUCCCUCCUUUCCAGUAUCUGGAUCGCCACGUUUUGUGGCGGAAAGAUGAAGCCAGACCUCCAAAUGCGCGUGAACGCGAGCGCAUGCUGGGCUUCCCAGUGGAUUUCACUUACAACUGUCUCAACAAGACUGAGACGAAGAGAUCCGCGACCCACCAUGAAGAUACUCGCCUCUCUCUUUUGGGAAGCACCUCCAGUGUUCCUGUUUUGGCCUUUUUCUUUCUGCAACUCCUUGCGCCUCUCGGGCUUUGCUUGGUCUCCAGCCUGAAAGAGCUACUCAAGGUCCUGGCAGGCCAGUCGGUCAAGCAUGGAGUCGCUCUCCUCUCUUGGAGGGCGCUUCAUCAAACCAAAGUGGCCAGCGCCGGCGAGGAAACCUUGGUCCGCAAGCUUCUCACCCAAGUUUCCAGUAAAGGCGAAGACUUUUUAGUUUCAGUUGGUGCCAGCGCUCGUUCCUACCAGAAGUUUCGCAAUUCUAUUCCGGCCUCCCUUUGGAGCUGGAAGGAAAUAUGCGGCUGGAAAUGGAGCCCUUGCGAGGACCACAUAAACCGGCUGGAACUUCGUGCAAUCUACACAACCAUCCGGUGGCGUGUCCUACGCCGAAAACAGUUACGAGUGCGCUUUUUACACCUGACCGACUCCAUGGUCUGUUUGCACGUUUUGAAUCGUGGGCGAAGCUCCUCUUUGAAGAUACAGACGCUGAUGUACCGCCUUUCUUCUCUUGUCUUGGCAACCGGCUUGCAUUUGAUCCCUGCAUACGUUUCGACCAACUCCAACCCAGCUGAUCGGCCCAGUCGCAGGGCCCGCGUCCGCAAGAAAUGGGCAAAGUGA
Symbiodinium sp. CCMP2592 is the source of this 4578-nucleotide messenger RNA. The record is from the annotation of a GenBank genome assembly. NCBI's taxonomy places the organism in Eukaryota, Dinophyceae, Suessiales, Symbiodiniaceae.